CCCAACCCUCUUCUGCACCUCCAGUGGUCUUCUCUCUAGACCGCUGCUGGUUGCUCUGUUUUCUCCUCCACCAUUGAAGAAUGUUUCAAGCUUUUCACAGCAAACAGGGCAUCGUCUCUGUUCUCUCCUCCGACUCCACGCCUUCUUCUCUCCGCAGAACCCUCUCUGCCGACAUGUCGUCCCACAAAUGCAUCUCCCAGAUGAAGAAGGUCGCUUCUUCUCAAGAAUUUGGCGAAGGGAACAAGAAAACAGAGCCCGAAACAGAGACUGAUGUUUGGGGCUCUGUUUUCAAAUCUCACAAGGGGGGUUCUUGUAAUGAAGUUAUUGCUGCUCCUUAUGUUCAUCCUCUUGUGAAGCGAUCGCCGAGCGGUUUGAGUGAAAAGAGCCUCGAGAUUUGCACUGAGAGUCUCGGCUCCGAGACCGGCUCCGAUGGGUUCUCGUCGUAUUCGUCGGAGGAGGAGGGAGAUUCCGAUGACGACGACGAGGAGGGAGCUCGAAUGUUUGCUCUGCAGGAUCAAUGGAGGCCUGUCAAGUAUAGCUAUAAGAAAUCGGAGCCCUGCCGGUCAUUUCCUCCGCCGCUGCCUUCGCUCUCCGGUCCCGACGGGGAAUCGUUGCGGAUGCAGCCCCGCCGUGACAAUGGCCGGUUGGUCCUCGAGGCCAUGAACGUGCCUUUCCAGAACAACUUCCGCGCCCAACGUCAAGAUGGCCGCCUUGUUCUCACUCUCGUCAACCGUCAUCCCAUGAAACAGGUCGAAGAACACGACGAGUCCGAGGAAGAACCCGAGCAAGAGGAAGAAGAUGAAGAUUCAAGAAUGGCAAAAUCUCCAGAAAUGCCAAUUGGGUUACUGAAUUCCCACAGAUCAUUAGCAUCAAUGAUGAGCAGCAAAUCAAUUGUUUUAGCCAACAGGCAGCACCCAUCACUCCCACCACGCCCCAAGGUGGCUCACCCCAUCAUCCCCUGCCCGACACUGCGGCCGCCUCCGAGCGCGGUGUCGUUGAACACAUUCGAGUACUUCUGGAGGUCGAGAGCCGGGGCAGUUGGGAACCUGCCGCCGUCGAAGAAUGGCAGCCGGAAGGUGAUGAUGUGGAAGAGCAAAGGAGCAGAGGACGAAGAGAGGACGGUGGUGAUGAGUUCAAAUGGGAGUUGUAAGGAAGUCCGGCGAGCGGCGGUGGUGUUUUGGGAGCCGCAGUGCAUUGCCACAUCCUAAAUUCCUAAUUUCCCCAUUGGUUUAGAGGGCCUAACUGUUUUACCUAAAUUUGGAAGUGUUUUUUUUUUUAAUUUUAAUUUUAGUUCACUUAGUUUCCACUCUUUGGGGAAUUAUGUCAGACAAAUAAAAAGGUGAUGAGAGAGAGAGAUUACUACUUUUUAUUUAAGAAAAAAUAUUACCAAUCUAUAUGGAUUUAAA
Molecule: messenger RNA, 1406 nt
Organism: Momordica charantia (bitter melon)
Lineage: Eukaryota; Viridiplantae; Streptophyta; Magnoliopsida; Cucurbitales; Cucurbitaceae
Product: protein FAF-like, chloroplastic
Source: RefSeq, a predicted model, not a curated record